ACGUUUGUAUCAAAGCCUUCGUUGUCUCAAGAGACGUACGCUCCGGAUCGAUUUCUCUUCUCAAAGGCGUUCACGCAGCGGUCCUGCGGACCGGCAGUGGUUUUCUACCGAAUUCGUUCAAACAAGCUUCGCAUUACUCUGCUGCCCGCUUUGCAGCCAACGACAGGCACCGUUGAUGUUGGCGAGCGUUGAAUAAUGCUUCGGCAAUCGAAAUUAUGUCAAUGUAUUUUCUGUUACUCAGAUUGUUUGGUAAGCGGUGUAGCUGUGACACGCGUGUUGCCUUACUCGUACGUAAUUAGUUGCGUCGGCUAUAUCGACAUAAGGGAUAUAUGAUAUAAGUAAGGCUCUUGACGCUUGCAGUAGGAAAUCGAUGUAUACGGAUUGGGAUUGUCCUGAACUGUGGAAUCGCCAGUGAUCUUUAAAAGUCUCGGUUAUCGUACGGUUCCGAACGACUGCUCGAUUAGAUCGCUCUCGCUAUCUCUAUCACCGACGACGCUGGCGCGGCUACUGCAGAUACGGUGAUAUCAAGCUGUUUGAGUGCCAUCGCGUCGCGACCACAACGUCGGACUUUCUCGAUCAGCGAGCUUGGCUAUAUAAGACUAAGUUCAUAUGUUUCUAUCAAAGCCUUCGUUGUCUCAAGAGACGUACGCUCCGGAUCGAUUUCUCUUCUCAAAGGCGUUCACGCAGCGGUCCUGCGGACCGGCAAUGAUUUUCUCAAUUCGUUCAAACAAGCUUCGCAUUACUCUGCUGCCCGCUUUUCAGCGAACGACAGGAACCGUUGAUGUUGACGAGCAUUGAAUAAUGCUUCGGCAAUCGAAAUUAUGUCAAUGUAUUUUCUAUUACUCAGAUCGUGGCGUAAUCAAUAUUUUCGUGGCACGCGUGUUGCCUUACUCGUACGUAGUUAGUUGCGUCGGCUAUCUCGAGAUAAGGGAUAUAUGAUAUAAGUAAGGCUCUUGACGAUUAGAGUACGAUAUCGAUGUAUAUCGAUUCGGAUUGGACUGGAUUAUGGGAUCGCGUGAUCUUUAAAAGUCUCUGUUGCCUUACGGAUCCGUUCGACUGCUCGAUCAUAUCACUCUCACUAUCUCUAUCACCGGCGACGCUCGAGCGGCUGCAACGCGUUACCGGGAUAUCAAGCGAUUCGAGCGCCACAUCGCACCGCGACUACGAUUGCGAGCUUUCUCGAUCAGCGAGCUUGUCUAUAUACGACCAUUUCGUACUCCUGUACCAAAGCCUUCGUUGUGUCAAGGGACGUACGCGUCGGACGAUUUCUCUUCUCAAGGAGCUUUCAGGCGGCGCUUAGACGGCUGCUACUGAUACGGGUAUCUCAAUCGAUUCGAGUGCCAUCGCGUCGCCACUACAACAUCGAACUUUCUCGAUCAGCGAGCUUGGCUAUAUACGAUCAAGUUCAUACGUUUGUAUCUUUCAUUCUUGGCUUCUUUCAUUAACUUCUUUUUAGAUAUGACCCUAAUGGGUGUCUUAUGUGACCAUAUGAUAAGUUUCAGGAACCGUGACCAGGACUUUUAACUUUUCCUUUACAAGAUUUUUUUUCUAAGAACCUGAUUGAUACGACUUAUAAAUCGAUGAGAAAUGAAAUUAUAUUAGCGUAAUAGAAUGAACGCUUUUUUAAUAUCUUCUGAAAGAAUGUAAUAGCGUGAAAUGAAUAACCUUCCAUGUACUUAUGUGUAUACAUUGUGUGUGAUAAGUGGAGAAAGUACCUAAAUGUCUAAUUAUAUCAUAAGAUUCUGACGUAUCAAGAAAAUGAUUCUACGUCGCAGAAAAAAUGUGAACCUCAGGGUGAGUCAAAAUUUUACGUAAAAAUUUAAUUGUUUGAUGAAGGAAUAUCAAUGAAAAUAUAAUUAAAACUGAAUGAAAAAUCUUUAUGCAUUUUGAACGAAUUGUUCCAUAAUGUCAUCGACCAACAUUGAUAUUUCUUUCGAGGCACUUUUAUUUAAUCUCCUUCCUUUUAAUUUCCCUUUCCUAAUUUAUUAUUGCCUUCGCGGAUAGUUCGAAAGUAAUUAAAAGUCAAUCGCAUCAAUGCAAUUACAUUUCGAUAUACUUUAUAAAUACUUUAUAUACGGACCGAUAAGUAUGUGAUUUAUAUUUCUUGACCUUCUAGAACUUCUUACCCCAUCAAAUUUGAUAUUAUAAGCUCUGAUGGCGAGAGCAAAGUCUACACUCCAUACUCUUUAAAUAUUUUUUCCUUUCCCCUUACAUAAUUACUUUCUGUUAAGAUAGCAGAAUUGUAGGAGUCGGUGUGCGGUGCUAACAAAGUAUCUGUAAAUCUCAACACGUAUUAUUAGAAUUAUAGGAGUAAUUUUAUUUUGAUUAAAUUGUUUGCAUACUUUUCAAUUGAUUCAAUUCAUAAUGGAGUUCAUUGCUUUAAUGAUUGCCAUUACAGCAAUACUAAUUGGAUUAUUUUGUGGAAUAGUAAACAAUUUUUUAAAUAAAUUAUACAUAUAUAAUACGAUCAAAGGAUUCCCGGGCCCAAAAGCAUAUCCAAUUAUCGGAAAUGCUCAUUUGUUUAUCGGUAAUAUCGGAGAUAUAACUAAGCAAAUUCUAAAGAUAAGUAAAAAUUACCAAUCAAUAUUUCGUCUAUGGUUAGGUAUGCAAUUGUUUAUCGUAAUAAACAAUUCUGAAUAUAUCAAAAAUGUAUUGAAGAGUCCAAAUAUUACUGAAAAAAGCGAGGAGUAUGGAAUUCUGAAACUUGUUGUGGGCAAUGGAUUGCUGACUGCUCCAGUAUCGGUGUGGAAUACUCAUCGAAAAUUUCUAAAUAAAAUCUUUCUGGAAAAAUAUUUAAAGUCGCAUACAGAUGUACUAGUUCAUCAUUCUAUCGCAUUAAUUAAAAAAUUGGAAACAUUAAUUGGAGAAGAACUAGACAUUCGGCAUUACGUUUUUCGCUGCACAUUGGAUAUUGUAUAUGAUAACAUGUUCAAUAUACGACUAAAUUCCCUAAUCAAUGAGAAUUGCAAACUGCCUGAAUCUAUUGAUUGUUUGAUGGAUAUAGCUAUGCAAAGAAUCCUUAAAUUAUGGUUACGUCCUGACAUAAUUUUUUAUAACACUGCUAUGGGAAAGAAAUUACGGACGUGUAUGUCGCGCCUGGAUAACAUUACAAGCAAUAUAAUCAAAGAAAAGAAGGAAUCUAUGUUGAGAAGUAAAUUAAAUCGGGAACUGACAGAGGAAAAUUCAGAACAAAAGCCAAGUUUUCUCCAGGACCUUUUAUUUGAAUCAUUCCAUGAAGAUGUAAAAUAUUCAGAGCAAGAUAUUCGAGACGAAAUCAAUACCAUUGUUAUAGCUAACGAAGUAUAUAAGGAACUGAAUCAAAUUUAUGGCUCAUGCGAUCCGAAAGAUAAAUCAAUAAAGUAUGAUGAUCUUAAAGAUAUGAAACUUUUGGAACGAGUAAUCAAAGAAACGUUACGACUUUUCCCCGCAGCUCCUGUCAUCGCUCGGAAAGUAACGCAAGAUAUAGAGGUGACAAAAAACUGGACUAUACCGAAAGGAAGUUCAGCGAUAUUUUUCAUCUAUAAUCUUCAUCGUAAUGAAAAAUAUUGGCCCCAACCGCUAAUAUUCGAUCCGGAUAGGUUUCUUCCGGGGAGGUAUAGUUCCUCGGACUUUUUUCCGUUUAGUUAUGGUCGCAGAAAUUGCAUAGGUCAAAACUUUGCUAUGUUAGAAAUGACCAUAAUAAUUGCUACACUGGUACGAAAAUUUGUAAUCAAAAUAGAUAAGCCAGUAGAAAUUGCAGAAAUAGGAGUAAAAUUGUGCCUCUCGUUGAAACCGACCGAACCAAUAAAACUAAAAUUUGAAAAAAGGAUGUAAUUUAAAUAUAUAAUAUGUGUACAUAAUAUAGACUUAAUUAAAAUAUAUAUGUGAUACAUU
Vespula vulgaris is the source of this 3873-nucleotide messenger RNA. RefSeq names its product cytochrome P450 4C1-like. Gene Ontology annotation, molecular function: monooxygenase activity; heme binding; oxidoreductase activity, acting on paired donors, with incorporation or reduction of molecular oxygen. NCBI's taxonomy places the organism in Eukaryota, Metazoa, Arthropoda, Insecta, Hymenoptera, Vespidae. The transcript is spliced from 11 exons. The coding region runs from base 2365 to 3813 and encodes 482 amino acids. The record is from RefSeq and is a predicted model, not a curated record.